This is a messenger RNA of Thalassophryne amazonica, 3556 nucleotides long. RefSeq lists its product as uncharacterized. The record is from RefSeq and is a predicted model, not a curated record. The coding region runs from base 268 to 2514 and encodes 748 amino acids. Gene Ontology annotation, cellular component: precatalytic spliceosome. NCBI's taxonomy places the organism in Eukaryota, Metazoa, Chordata, Actinopteri, Batrachoidiformes, Batrachoididae. Gene Ontology annotation, molecular function: double-stranded RNA binding; single-stranded RNA binding. The transcript is spliced from 15 exons.
ACCUUAAGUCCCGUGCAGUUGUACUAUAGGCCUUGCUUUCUAUUAUUUGAUAGCAUACUUAGAAUAACGUAACGCAUCCGACGAGAGAAAAAUAUAAAGGGUGAAAAUAAGCGUUAUUUUAACUUAACCCAUUUUGGUAGCUACGGGCUACGUAAAGGACACGAAGGGUUUGCUAGUAACAUUAGCUUGUUUGAGCGUAAGCGCUAGCUAACUAGCAAGCUAACUCCUCGCAUUUCCUGAAGAAAAGCGAUUUAAGGGGAAAAAACAAUGGAUGUUCUAGAAACGCCGUACGAUGAUGAGGUCGUUUCUGAAUAUAUUGAUUGUACGAUCUGCAAUAAAUCCAUAAGGGGUCAGGCCUUGUACAAAAUACACGUGACGACAGUGGGACACACAAAGAAAGAGGAAUCCAUGAUUGCUCGGGGGCACGCCAUCCAAAGACAUGAUGUUCCACUGUUUGAUGAAAUUAAGGAGUAUAUACGUUACCUGAAGAUUGAUGAGCCCAUAAUUGGUUUGAGCUUCUUGAGAGAAGUGCCCCGUGAAUUGACAGACCUACAGCCAGGCCCACGAUACCUUUGCACGCUAUGUGAUAUGGAUGCAAACAUGCCUCAUAUGAUCCAGCAUGUGAUUGGAAGGAAACAUAGGCAGAAAUAUAUGCAAUUGAAGCGGCCAGACUUGGUGAACUGGGAUAAAACAAAUAUGAGUAGCCAACCAGGAAAAAGCAUACGGGCCAGAGCAGAGAUAAUAGAAAGGCAGGAUGGGCAAGGAAUUCCAAAGCCAAUGAAGAAAAACAGGACAGAAGGAUAUUCAGAUAUCACAAAAGUUGGGCCAAAGCAAAAUGUCAGGCACAAUGUCCCCCGGACUCUGAACCCCAGAGACUUGCCACCACUUCUUCCAGGUUUAAAGGGUAAUCGAGAUGAAUAUGCCCAUGGGAGGCGCUCCCUGGAUUCACAACAUUUCCGCUCAUUCUGCACAGAUGAACCAUACAUGCCUGGGACACUCAGACAGUCAUACCCACAGGACCAUCCUCCUGACAGUCACCUUAUGGAUGAGCGUGGAAGGGGGGGUUACAGUAGACAUGAUAUUCACAGAAGAGAGAUCAUGGAACCCGAUUAUCAUAGGCAGUAUGAAGAGAGAAAUGAGGAACAUGAAAGGAUGUUUCAACCAGGUGUUUCUUUGCAUUCUAUGAAUGAGAUGCCACAGAGCCAGCGUAGGAAUGAAGCCAAAUACCCAGAAGACCCUCUAUUCAGGAGGCCCUACCCUGAUAAUAAUGAUGUCCAGUUCCUCUCUGAUGAAGUUGGGCAUGGGAGAGUUAAUUCUGGAGAAUAUGAGCCCUCACGGCCAAUCUACCCAGAAGAAAAAACUUCCGAGUGGGUUCUUGAUAAAGAAUCUGAUAGACAUGCCACUAUGAGGGGAACAGGUUGGCAGGGACGUACUGAACCAGAGGCCGAGGGCAGGAAGUAUCCCUCAUCAGUGGAGAGUGAACGUUUUAUUAUGGUCACUGAUUAUGGUCACAAAAUGAGAGGUCCAUAUGAAGAGGAACCAAGCCGAACAGGACCACGUACCAACCAGAUACCAUUGAGCAUUUCGAGAAACAUAUCAAACAUCCCAGAGCCAUUUAGGCAGUUCCUGCAGGGACCUUCUAAUAAUAGCAACCACGGCCCAAGUAAGAGAAAAGCUCCCUUCUCAGAUGCUAGUGCCGAGGAGAUUCAAAGGACAAGUGAGAUGCAAAGAGAUGAGUUUGGACCUCCAAAUCUGAAGUAUCACAAUCCUCCACCAGCUGGUGUGCCAUCGAACCUGGAAGGCUGGGUAAUACAAAAUCCUGGCAUCUACACUGACUCAGAGGAACCACAUCUUACGGGAACUUACCAAAGGGGGGGCUCAAAGCCAUUUUCAGAGAGUACUGCAAACAAAGAGGGCGUCUUUGAUAUCCUGAGGAACGUUGAAAUUGAGAAUGCAGAGCAGGCUGACUUUCUGAAGAACAAGCUUUCCAGUGUUCUGGAAGAAUUCAAUGCCAAGAAAUCUGAAAAGGACAUGCAGAAUAUCAGAGAGAGAGUGGUCAAGACCUAUGAUCUGCAUGCUGCUCCACAACACCACCAUAAUAACCCAACAUUUGUCGACGGUUUCGAGGGACGACGAGAAGAUGCCUACUUUAAUGAAGCUCCCAGAGAGAGAGGCUGGACGCAUCAGGUUGAAACACCAGGAGAACACCGCCAAGGAUACCAGCAUGUACAAGAUAAACCCAAACGCUUGCGCAGAAGCCGUUUUGAUGAAGAUUUUGGGGCACCUGAAAUGUCUCAGGCACCACGUUCAGAUGAGCAAGCACAUUAUCCUCCACGGUUCCAGGCACCCAUGCAGUCUCGUGAUUCCCAACCACCUGAUGAGCGCUUUGAUCCUUACUCUUCUACACCUCCUAGCCACAUGGAACGAGAACACGGGAUGCACAGGCGCCCUCAGCAUUCCACCAGCUUGGAUAAAAUCACCUCCACCCUCCUGAAACUUGUGGCGAGAAAAUAGUUUCAUAAAUGUUAAUGUUCUGUUAUUUUUGUCUUUGUUCUUGUUUAUUUGAAUACGUGCACACACAACACCUGAGUGGUUACAAAUCUCUCAAGUAGGUUGUUAUGUAGCACAUUCUGAAGCCCAGCCUGGUCAGGGGGAAUCCUGCAGUCUUGCUGUUCCGAGGAUCAGAACAUUUAUCUUUAUUUGUAUUAGUCACUAACUCAAGAGCCAGACUCUUUCCCACCAGCAGGAACAAGUGAAUCUCACUCACUGAACACAGAACUACACACACGUGCACACCGUACCUUUGAUGUCCUCAUUUGACUGGCAUACAUUACACAAAUAUAAAAACAGAUGGGUAAUAGAUUGCCUUUGUAGCACGAGCACGCAAAUGUAAUCUCUAAUUCUAAGAUAGCCAACACCUCAAUCAGCCUAUUUAGGGACACCUUUCACUCGUCUCUGUUUCUAAUUAUGUGUCAGUCCUGCAGCCUUUUCUCAGUUCAUGGUCUCAGUCUCUAGCUUGUUCUCAGCAUGUUGUGUAGUUCGUUGUGCUGUUGUGGAGCUUCACGCUGCUUUAGCAGACUGCCUUAAGACGAGCCGUCGCACUUCUUUCGUCCUGGCUGCAUUCAUUAUCACAGAUGCUGACGGCGGAGGGGGCAAACUUUGACAGUCACCUGUAAAUCCACAUGGCAGUGUUUUAAAUUCCUGAUCCCAAUAGCGUAUUUGUGAUCGUUAAGUCUUUACACAUUAGUUAAAGGGGGAGUUUAUGGAAAUGCUGCACGGCUGACUUGGUCAGUGUGAGCUUUUUUUUUUUUUUUUUUCCCCCCUCUCUCUGCAUCCCCAUUAUACUGCUCAGUCAUCACGUCACAUCUCUGCUUUUCUAAAUGUUCACUGAUGUGGAAAAAAGAAGCUCAAUAGGUACCUGAUAUGAUUAGAAGAGCAGAUUUUCAUAUUGAUAAUGUUUUCUUGUAAAAGGCACCAUAUGGUUGAAAUUCACAGAAAACAUAGUGGGAUGUGGAAUUACGAUGGGAUCAGAUUUCAUUUCAUCCCCUUUAUGCAU